UUUUAUUUUUUACAGCAGAAUUAUGAAUUACCAUCAAGAAGUAUUAAAAUAUGGAUUUAGUAAUUAGAAAUAUCGAUUGAUGAGAACUCAACUCCCAUUCGAUUGAAAUGGACAGGCAGAAAUAAGGCUUGUUGUGGUGAUACAAUAUUUUAUACCAACCAAAGUGCUAAAUUUCUCAUAGUUCUUAUGCUGUUGUUUCUUGAAGCCAUUCUAUAUUAGAUGAUUUACGUAAAAUCAAUCCUAGUCCUUAGAUGAAGAUAUAAUACUACGAAUUAGGUCUAUCACUCCUAUCCAUCUAUUUGUUGAUCGCUACUUAUUGUACAGAUCCUGGAAUUAUGCCUAAAAUUGUAACAUAUCAGCAUAUAUGUAGAUAGUUUUAUAAACAUGAAGAUGACGUAGAAAAACUCUAGAUACCCUAAUCCACCAAGAAGAAAGAGACACAACACAUUAUCGUCAGAUUGGAGACUCACACGAUCAGAUUAAAAUUUUGUCCCACUUGCAAAAUUUACAGACCCUCUAGACUAUCCCAUUGUGGAUUUUGCAAUAAUUGCGUCUUGAGAUUUGAUCAUCAUUGCAAUUGGAUUGGUACAUGUAUAGGAAAGAGAAAUGUAAGAUCUUUUUAUUUUUUCUUGCUCGUCCUAAACACACAGCUCAUUUUCGAAAUAGUCAAGCUCUCUAUCUAAUAAUCGGCUAUUUGUAUAUAUUGCAUAGUUCUGAUCGUGGUCUUAGCGUUGGUCACAGUCCUAACAUUUGCUUUGUUCUGUUAUCAUACAUUUCUGAUUUGCAAGAACUAAACUACAAAUGAACAUUUAAAACACACUUGGACUUUGGAUAGCGGAAAUCCAUAUUACAAGUAAGCACAUUUGAUAAUUAACCUAGGGGUUCACUCUCAAAAAAUAUCUAUAAUGUAUUAUUUAGUCAUAUACCCAAUCGAUUGGUUUAUUUAAACAAAAGAUUAUUUUCUUAGCACACCCUCAAGCCAAAAGAAGAUAAAGAAUAAUAAUAAGUUGAGUUGACGAAGGUCAAUUCAUCGACUGAUUGAUAUCAUUGUUU
Messenger RNA from Paramecium octaurelia, 1053 nucleotides. Lineage: Eukaryota; Ciliophora; Oligohymenophorea; Peniculida; Parameciidae. The record is from the annotation of a GenBank genome assembly.